Messenger RNA from Soboliphyme baturini, 510 nucleotides. The record is from the annotation of a GenBank genome assembly. Lineage: Eukaryota; Metazoa; Nematoda; Enoplea; Dioctophymatida; Soboliphymatidae.
AUGCCAGCCGUUAGUCAUCAGGUGUGCGGCCAAGAAGACGGUCAGAACUUUCGUCGUCCGUUGUCCUCGUCUUCCUCCUCGUCACCACCCUCAUCCUCGUAUCAGUGCAGCGGCGGCCAUGUGCGUGGCUUUCAGAAUUUCAUUCGCUCCGCAUCGCAGCAGCAGCCGCUGUCGGCUGCUGGCCCAUGUCCCGAUGCCAGUAUGAGCCUUGACUCCAGCCAUUUGGUGGAGGUGGCUUCAUCACCUACAGUUCCGGUACCCGGUUCGGUGACUACAGCUGCUGACUUCCCUGCGGUCAGAUGGAUCACGCACGGCAGCAACAACGCCUCGCCGCAACCACCGGGCAACGACGUGCCGCUAGCCCGUGUGGAUACCGACCACGUGUCAUUCAUCAUCUUUAAAAGCGAGGUGGUGGUCGGUCGCCAUAGCCACCACCAAGUGACAGACAUCAGCUUCGAUGACAACAGUUACGUUAGCCGGGCCCAUUUCGUGCUGCACUUCUAUGGCGAC